Ornithorhynchus anatinus (platypus) is the source of this 2590-nucleotide messenger RNA. Its product is annotated as popeye domain-containing protein 3. Bases 384 to 2258 code for a protein of 624 amino acids. The transcript is spliced from 13 exons. Gene Ontology annotation, molecular function: cAMP binding. The record is from RefSeq and is a predicted model, not a curated record. Gene Ontology annotation, cellular component: sarcolemma. Lineage: Eukaryota; Metazoa; Chordata; Mammalia; Monotremata; Ornithorhynchidae.
UCCGCCCCAGCCCCUGGGUCUUGGGCUGUCCGUUCUGGUCCGGAGCCGGCCGGACCCCGGAGAGCCGGACCCCGGAGAGCCAGACCCCAGAGGCCACCUUCGCCUGCCCCGAAACUUUGUCCCGGGAGGAGCCCCGGAGCCCGGCCCAGAGGAGGCAUCCUGUGUUCUUCUUGGCCAGAUCAGGAAGCCUCAUAGACCUCCUCUGAUCCCAGCAGCUGGCCAGACUUCCAUGAGGCAGCAUGGUGCUCUGAAGACCUGCAGGCCCAUUCAGCAGUGGCUGCCAAUGUGCCAAGUCCAAGCCCAAGAUGUGAGCAUUGCCAGGAGUGCUGAACUCAGGAACUAAGGAUGGAAAAGCCCCGGCAACCCCCCUAGUUGCCUGGGUAAUGAGCAUCCUCAGUCUGGGAACUGUGGCUGCCAUGGCAGGGAAUACCAGUUUCUGGGCUCACCUGGUAGAUGCCCACCCCAUCUGCUUGGCCUGGAGGCAGGAGGCCGAAGGCGCCAUCUACCAUCUGGCCAGCAUUUUCUUUGUGGUCGGCUGCAUGGGCGGCAGUGGAUUCUUUGGGCUCCUGUACGUUUUCAUUUUACUUGGCCUGGGCUUCCUCUGUUCAUCAGUCUGGGCCUGGCUGGACGUGUGUGCGGCUGACAUCUUCUCCUGGAACUUUGUUCUGUUUGCGAUAUGCUUCAUCCAGUUCGCCCAUGUGGCCUACCAGGUUCGCAGCGUGACUUUUGACAGGGAAUUCCAGGAGCUCUAUCACUCCCUUUUCCAGCCACUGGGGACCCCUCUGCCCGUCUUCCGGAAGAUUGCCUCUUGCUGCCAGGCAGUGAGCUUGGAGAAGGAGCACUGUUACGCGAUGCAAGGCAAGACGGCCAUCGAUAAACUCUCCCUACUGAUCUCAGGAAGGAUCAGAGUAACGGUUGAUGGCGAGUUUCUGCAUCAUAUUUUCCCUCUUCAAUUUCUGGAUUCUCCUGAAUGGGAUUCACUUAGACCCACAGAAGAAGGCAUUUUCCAGGUAACUCUCAUAGCAGAAACCGACUGCCGCUACGUGGCUUGGAGGAGGAAGAAAUUAUAUCUGCUCUUUGCUCAGCACCGUUUCAUCUCUCGCCUGUUUUCCGUUCUAAUUGGCAGCGACAUUGCCGACAAGCUCUAUGCCUUGAAUGACAGAUGCAGCUGGUUGGGAGGGACAGGAUUUCUAAAGAUGAACAGCUCAGACCCCUGGCCCCUGGCAGUCUGGCCGACUACUGGCCUCACCCUGCUUCCGGGGCCUUCCAAUGAUUCGGUGUGUGAGAACUGGAGGGAACUGCAUCACCUGGUCUUCCAUGUGGCCAAUGUCUGCUUCGCCCUCGGGUUGAUCAUCCCCACCACACUGCCCCUCCACAUGAUCUUCCUGAGGGGGAUGCUAACUGCAGGCUGCGCCCUCUACAUUCUCUGGGCCUCUCUGUACCGCUGUGCCCUGGACAUUGUGGUCUGGAAUUCUGUGUUCCUGUUGGUCAAUCUGCUCCACCUGCUGUACUUGGUGUACAGGAAGAGACCGAUCAAGAUAGAGAAAGAGCUGAAUGGGAUCUAUCGACGAAUGUUUGAGCCACUGCGGGUGCCUCCAGAAAUGUUCCGGAGGUUGACGGGCCAGUUCUGCUCCAUCCAGACGCUUCAGAAGGGGCAGACCUAUGCAGCCGAAGAUAAGACAUCUGUUGAUGACCGGCUCAGUAUUCUCCUGAAGGGGAAAAUGAAGGUCUCCUAUCGAGGACAUUUUCUGCAUAAUAUUUACCCCUGUGCCUUUGUAGAUUCUCCUGAAUAUCGGUCAACUCAGAUGAACCGGGGUGAGAAGUUCCAGGUCACCAUCGUAGCCGACGACAACUGCAGGUUCCUGUGCUGGUCUCGGGAACGGUUAAUGUUCUUCCUGGAGACUGAACCCUUCCUGUAUGAGAUCUUUCGGUACCUGAUUGGUAAAGACAUCACCAACAAACUCUACUCCCUGAAUGACCCCACGCUCAGCGAUAAGAAAGCCAAGAAGCUGGAGAGGGAGCCCAGCAUCUGCUCCCAGCUGUCCGUCAUGCAGAUGAGGAACAGCAUGGCCAGCUCCAGCGACAGUGAGGAUGGGCUGCAGCACUUCCUGCGUGGGACCCCCACAGCCCCCAGUCUCCGUGUGUCUUCACCCUACCUGAGGGCCUCUGCCAAGAUGAAGCCAAUCGAGGAAGUGGUGGAAGAUGACGUCUUCGAACCGCCAUCUCCAGCUGCUCCCAGGUUCCAGAGACUGCCAUGAGCAGACGCAGUCCUUGCUAGGCAGAAGGCCAUCUAAUGGGGCGGAGAUGGGAGCCAUCAGCCCCCACGUGGCUUCCUGCGUCUGCCACCCUCAGACUGGUGUCGUUGAGGGUCAAGGAGAAAAUGGCAGCCGGGCUUUUACUGGCCAAACUUUGGAGUGAUUUUAGCUUCUGUGUGACCCUUAGCUAGGUUUGGUUCUACAGAUUUGAGUAACUGGUUAGCUAGACAUUGAUGUUUCUGUCUCCAUUCUGUUAGAAGACCAGUGGAAAGUUUUCUCUCAUUGUCCACAUUUUGUCUUUGUCAGCCAGCAAUAAACAGUUGUGCCUCUAGGAA